Messenger RNA from Quercus robur (English oak), 855 nucleotides. RefSeq lists its product as uncharacterized. Gene Ontology annotation, cellular component: TIM22 mitochondrial import inner membrane insertion complex. NCBI's taxonomy places the organism in Eukaryota, Viridiplantae, Streptophyta, Magnoliopsida, Fagales, Fagaceae. Gene Ontology annotation, molecular function: transmembrane protein transporter activity. The transcript is spliced from 4 exons. Bases 187 to 777 code for a protein of 196 amino acids. Gene Ontology annotation, biological process: protein insertion into mitochondrial inner membrane. The record is from RefSeq and is a predicted model, not a curated record.
CAAAAAAAAAAAAAACGGAGCAGCUUGGUUUGGGUGUUCGGCUGCCCGAGAGUCAAGGCUAGAACCAGCCCCGCUAUAUCUACCGCUACACUGUUUCCAACUUUCACUGCCAAGUGCCAAUAUAUUCAUUUCAUCGCCGAAGCUUAAACCCAAACCCACCGCAACAACAACCAAAAAAAAAAAAAAAUGGCUUCUGGAGAUCCAAAAAUCCUAGAAGGAGAGCCUCCAUCUUCGUCCACUGACAGCUGGAAAGAGCGCAUCUUCAUCCCUACUCUCCUAGCAGGGAUUGUUGGUGGAGGAGUUGGGUUGGUGUCAAAGCAUCGAAACGUUCAUGGUCUAGCAAAGAUUUGUGUUACUUAUGCUACUAAUCUGGCCAUUGUUACCGGUUGCUAUUGCGGAGCACGUGAAUUUGUGAGAGCAGCUAGGAAAACAGGACCUAAUGAUCUAUUGAGCUCUGCAAUUGCGGGUUUCGGAACUGGUGCUCUUCUUGGGCGUCUUCAAGGUGGUCGACCUGGUGCUAUCCGUUACUCUAUCAUCUUUGCUAUUGCGGGGACUGCAGCAGAUUUUACUGCGGUUAAACUAGAACCUGCCUUGAGAAAUUACAGUGAAUCUAUAUUGGGUAAUGACAGUACACAGAAGAAGGAUGGCUGGUUGAAAUUCCCGGAGUGGUCCCCCAUCCAAGUACUUGAUGAGGAAGCCAUUGCUGCAAAACAAGCCCGGGAACAACAGCUCUAUGCGCAGAGGGCAAUUGGCAAACUAAACAAAGAAGAAUCUUGAAAAUAUCUUAUCUUGUACCUUGAACUCUUAUAUUUUAAUAAUAAUGUUUUUGGUGCCUGUCUUCCAGCCCUUUCGAAA